Debaryomyces fabryi is the source of this 2709-nucleotide messenger RNA. RefSeq lists its product as uncharacterized. The record is from RefSeq and is a predicted model, not a curated record. The transcript has a single exon. NCBI's taxonomy places the organism in Eukaryota, Fungi, Ascomycota, Pichiomycetes, Serinales, Debaryomycetaceae. Bases 1 to 2709 code for a protein of 902 amino acids.
AUGGAUUCAAAUAUCGACCCUUCCAUCGCAGAACUGGAUUUAUUCCAUGUAUCAUCAUCACUUGAACGUACAAAUAAGCAUAAUGAUGACAUAUCCGGCGAAGAUGUUGAUAGACUGGAAGAAGAUCAUGUUUCUAUACCGAAUGUUUUCAGAUUGAAUGAAUAUGUUGCAGACCAUCAUGCGGCUACCAACAAUCAACAUCAUGAAGAAAAUGACUCUACAGCAGCUGCAGCUUUGAAUAUGAUUCAGUUCAAUAAUUUUGAUGAUAAUCAUGUAGAGAAUAAUGUACGUGAUGGACAUAAUAAUUUAGGGAGUCAAGAACACUUCGGCCAUUUUUCAGAUGAGCAGAUGCUCCAGGAGGACACACAUUCCUAUGAUAUAGACCAAUCGCAAGCAUCACCGGCUGUUAAGGUUGUCCCAUAUAAUCCAUCUGAGAAAACUAAAAGGUUGGGAAGACCCCGGAAGAAUCUUUCCAAUACACUUGCGACUCCAGAAAAUUCGUCCUCCCAAAACUACAAUGAAGCUGUAGUAUCUAAAUUCAGAUUAGAUAGAUUGCCACUAGAAGGGCCUGGUUCACGAGGAGGAAAGCUGGGCGCUAGAAGAAGCCCUCGGGGACGGGUGACCUCAGGAUCUAUUAAAAAACGAAAACAACAAGCUUUAUUAGGAAGUAUGAUAAGUGUGGAUGCAAAUGGUAAUAGAACAUCAAUGGUAACAUUAAAGACAAAGCUGCCCAUUUCUAAAUACCUGUCUACAGAUGGUACUAAUGGACAAAAUGAAGUACUGAAGGAGACUGAAACUGUUGAAAAUGAUAUCGAAAUAAUAUCACCAGCAACUAUAGAAGAGAAACUGAAAGAUCUGAAGAAAAAAACUGAAGAUCGCCACAAAAGUUCUUCCAAAAGCUCAAUCUCCGUUGGUAUUAAAUCUGAAGCACUGAAAGGAUCCUCCAGAAAAGCACAGAACCUACUUCCUCAAACUAAAGGAAGUAUACCGACAGCAACAAUUCAAAAAAAGAACCGUCCAUAUCGAGGAUCUUCUAGGGUUACUAAUACAAGUCGUACCACUGUGCGUAAUAACCGUCAUCGAUCAACAAGACAUUUACCAGGUCCUCUAAUUGGAUUAUAUUAUGAUUUGUACGACGACAAUAUUUUGCAAGCACAGCAGAAUAUUGAAGCGUCGUCAGAAAAGCUAGCCCUAGGCUUUCCUAUUGUUAGGUCACCGUACGCAAAGGAUAUAUCUUAUAUCAUUUCCUAUUUGAACAAGUUUAAAGAAGCUAUAUUUGGUGAUAAAAUAGUAAACUUAGGACCUCAGGAUAUAGAGUCCGGCUUAAGCUUACCACCUCUUCGGGAAAGUAGUGAGAUAUACGACAGGUAUAAUGGUAGGUCAAUUGAAACUCCCAAUUUCGACCAUUCGACAGAUACUUCACCAAUAAUUAACAAACUAUUUUGUCGCUUACUAACAUUAGUUUUGAAUCGAAAAAAAGAAGUCAACCCUAUGUCCCCUUCUAAAGCGAUUGCAGAGCUUAAGUCGAUAUCCUUGUAUCUUGGUCUCCCCAAAAAAUGGAGGGAUGAUUCUGGUGUUCUAGACAAAAUUAAAAUGCAAGCAGGAAAGGAUGUUGAACCAGUUGAUAAAAACAACGUAGAGAUUUUAUCAGAUGAUUAUUAUACGUAUACAUUACCGGAUGCCGGUGUUAAUCCUUUCAAGAAUUCGUCGGAGUUUGAAUCUAUGGGCCUUCACGGAAUUCAAAAUCCUAUGGAUAGAUUAUUAAUGCUUCGCUGUUUAAUGCAAUGGUCUCUUACUACCUCUGAUAUUAUUAAAAACUUAAUCACACAAAGUCUUCAAAACCAAGAUAUUUCAGGGGAGAAAGAGACUUCUUACGUUUCAAGAUCUGUGUUGAAGGGCUUCAAAAAUACCGAAGAGGUGAGAAAAGAAUGCGAAAUAAAGAUCAACAAGAAACAUACUGGUACCCUGAAUGAUGUUCGUGAAUCUCCAGAAAAUGAUAUUAUUGCCAAAUAUGUAGAUCCUACUUCAGAUCCAUUGGCCCAUAGUAUGAAAUUGCGGUUAGACGAAUUGUUUGUUGGAGACAUUGGUUUUAAUAUAGGUAGGUUUUACCUUUGCAGAACAGCUGAUGCAGAUAAUGGUGGGUUGGCAUCAAUGAAAAAAAUGACUUAUACAUGGAAUAAUGUAAAUGAAAUUGCAUCUAGUUUGCCCUCAAAGUUUAAAUUAUAUGUUCAAGAUGUACAUCAAAUGCUUACAGAGUCACUAGCAGAAGUAGGUGUAGAGUUUGAUGAAAAUGGAAAUGAAUUUAAAAAUACCCCAAUUGAUGAGUCCAUUCAUUGGUAUGAAGUUGCAUCCAAUGCGCAUGAAUUGACAGAAUUUGUUAAUUUUCUAGCAUUGAAGUUGGAUUUAGUAGAGACAUCAGAACCAAUAUCUCGAUUAUCAAAGACAUCAAUGAUCUACAAACCAGUUUUGAAUAUGUAUAACUAUUUGGCUUCCAGUAUUCCCUUGAUAGCUAAUCAAGAGAAAUUGGACACAGAUUCUAGAUCAUCAAGAAACAAAUCUGUUGAUUACAAAUAUGACUAUGCUGCAAAUUUGGAUCAUGAUGAAGAUGAAGAUGAAAUUAUUAUGGAGAAUGCAGAAAUCGAUAAAGCUGACGACGAUGACUAUGAAGAAGAGGAAGAUGGAAAUGACGAUCAAGAUUAUUUAGAUUAA